Molecule: messenger RNA, 5483 nt
Organism: Brassica rapa (field mustard)
Lineage: Eukaryota; Viridiplantae; Streptophyta; Magnoliopsida; Brassicales; Brassicaceae
Product: glutelin type-D 1
Molecular function (GO): nutrient reservoir activity
Source: RefSeq, a predicted model, not a curated record
GUCAAUCAACCACAUAUUGAAUGGGCAGAAGAAGGUGACUUGUGAAGUGGAGGCGGUCAGAGAGUUACAAACUUACAAUAAUAUUUUUAUGAAUAAACAGUAGUUUCAGUGCUUUUGUUUUAAUUUGGAAAUAUGACAUUUGUUUCCUAAAUAAUUUGUUUAAUAUAAACACAAAACGUCAAAUGUAAAGUACUUUCCGUUUAUUUUCGAUUAAUAAAAUAUAAACGUUUGUCUAAAGACUCUAAACUACCUAUUAUAACAAAAUAUAAACAUCAAUAUGUAUAUAACUUAUUUAUGAUGAAAAUAUACCCAUUAGUACCUAUUUUUAGCUUGGAGAUCAGUGUGUGCCUAACUCUUAGUAGUUGUUAAGUAUAAAGAUCAAAGAUCAUAAACGUGGGAGAGACAAAUCAGAGAUAGAGGAGACUUGGUCUUGUUUUUGGAAAAAUAUUAAGUAAAGACAAUACUGUUUAUGGGUUGGAUUGUGACCAGUGUUUGUGGUGGCUUUUGGUCUUGUUCAUAUGACAUAUAUACAAGUUAGGCGAAAGACAUGUUUUGUUUCCUUAGUUGCAUCUGGCAUGAGCGGCCAUCAACCACUAGUUUGAAAGAAGAUGCAUUGCUCUAUGGGAGACAAGCCAUGACAGAGGAGACUUGAUUUUUGGUAAAGAAAAACUAAGUAAUGACAAUACUGUUUUAUGGGUUGGACUAUGACCAGUGAUUGAGGUGGCUUUUGGUCUUGUUCAUGCAUACAAGUUAGGCGCAAGACAUGUUCUGUUUCCUCAGUUGCAUCUGCCAUGGACGGCCUUCACCUUCAACUAGUUUGAAAGACGGUGCAUUGUUUUGUGACUUCGGUGUCAAGUCACUGUUACAUAAGUUGAAAAUUAAAAUGUUUGGCUUUUGAGGAGUGAGAAAAUAGGUUUGUUGUCCCUUGGUAAUUGCACAGAACUUCUUGAUGUUACUUUGUAGAGUGGGGGCAAUAGACAUAAAUCCGUAAGCUUAUAUAGUCCACAAUUUUGUGGGCCUUGGACUCUGCUACAGUUAGCUCGCUCAAUUAUAGCUUUCUCAGCCUUUUAAUUUUAAGUGGGCUUUUACAGGCUAUCUAUAACAAAAUUGAAUUUUAAUACCAUUUCUCCUCUGAAUAAUGUAUAUUUAUUAUAUUAAACUGUAAAUUUUUUUAUAACACUGUAAUUAAUUAUAUAAGUUUAUAAUAUAUUAAAAAUAUCACGAACCAAAACUUAUUGCUUUGAUUUACUUGCUUAAUUCAUCUCACAAGGUUACAACAAUGCAUCUAAACUUAAGUCAUAUGCUAAUUUUUUUUAUAACAUCUGAUUAAUUAUGCUAUUACAACAAUGAAAAAAUAUUACAUAGACGAUUCUACAACCAAAAAUUAUAUCAUCUUAUGAGAAUACACGUCUGACUGCGUUAGUACUUACUCCAAGCCGGCCAAUGAGAUCCAUGUUCGAUGAUACACCAUGUACUAUGCUGAAGAUCUUUUAAAACAUUUUUUUCUAUAAUUUGCAUAAUUUGCAUUUUCUAAGGUUUGAACCCAAUACUUCUUGGUUUAGAAGCAUUAAUAAACUCUUAGUUAUAUAAUAAUUUAAUAUUUACAUUUUAAAAUUUCACAAAAUAUCAAAAUGCUUAAGUUAUUUUUCUUUAUCCACUUCUUGGCUCUACCUCUAAACAAUUGUUGCUUAAGUUUUGGUUGUGAAAGGUCACUGUUUCUUGCUGGACAUGGAUGUGUUUGGGCAAAUCUUUGCCAUGGUUACUUCUGUGUGGAGAUCUAUGUUAUGUCAAAUCAUCAUUUAUGGUGGAAUGUUUAUAUGAUAGGGAAGCAGUUUUUCUUUCGGGUUGUUAAGCUUUCUUACUCAUCUUUCUGACUUAGGUUGUUGGUGUACAAACACCUUUGAAGUUUCCAUAGUUAUGUGUUGCUACCUUUAGCUUUUUAUUAGCGGUUGAAUGUGCUUUAAAGAUCUCUUUGGAAGGCUUCCCAUGUUUAUCAAUAGUUUUUUAGCUUUGAGACAUAAGUUUAUGGCAUAAGCUUUUGUUUGUUUUGGUGUUUGACAUGUCAUAUGUUUCAGCAGUGGGCUUUGCUAAUGAAGCCAAAACCCUGAUUAUUAUUUCCGCCUCAGUUGUGGUUUCAGUCUUAAGUAUUGUAUUGGAACUGUGAAAUCUCGUGUCUAACUCUAUUUUGUCCGAUUAGUACGAUAUUAUCCACUUUGGGUAUGAGAAGCUGGUCAACAUGGAUUUACUUUUGGUUUCCUUUCCAAAAGGUCUCAUACUAAUUAGAGUUGAACAUUUCUUUUUAUACAUUAGAUUUUCCUUUGUUUAAAAUGUUGGACUUUGUUUGAUACCUCACAUUCUCUCUUUCAAACUAAGAAUCACACUAAUAUCGAAUGUUUUUUCUUCUUCUGCGAUAUUCAUUGGCACCUUAUCUUGUCGUGUCUUUGACAUCUGGCACCCAAUCGCAUUGAGAAUGCUUUUCUCACAACAUCACAAGUUCCAUGAUCUUCUGACGUCUCUGCCAGAGACCUCUUCUUCCGAUUUAAAGGAUCAUGUUCCUCCUCGAAGGGUAUUUUGGUCUUCUUGCAGAUCUUCGUCAAACCUGGUGCUUUGAAACCAAUUGUUGGGACUGUGAAAUCUCAUGUUCAAUUCUAUUUUGUCCGAUUAAUACAAUAUUGUCCACUUUGGACCUAAGAAGUUGGUACGCAUUAGUUUAUUUUUGUUUUUUUUUUAAAAAGCUUUGUACUAAUUAGAGUUGAACAUUUUUUUAUUUAUUAAAUUUUUCUUUGUCUAAUUUUCAGUGUAUAACUUUGUUUGAUAUCUCAUAUAUUGAAGCAGCGUGUAUGCUUUUUCUCAGUGGCAUCAUCUCAUCUCCCUUAGCAGUUAUAUGUUGGAGUCGAGUUCAGAGAACUUUUUUAUGCCUUUGAUUUUUUGUGUAAUGGUUCCUCUUAUCCAUAGUUUAUGUAUUCGAUUUACUAGUAUAGCAGCGGUUUGUUAUUAUGUGUUGUGAACUUUUUCUCCAUAGUUGGAAAAUAAGCUAUUUAUGAAAAGCGUUACUAGUUGACCAAAAAAAAAACUCCACAAGUGAAGUUUUAUUUUAAUUUUAUUACAUUUUAAAGUAAGAAAUAUAAGUAUUCGUAAAAAAAAAAAAGGAUUACUCUAUUGUUUUUUCUUUUGAUUUUUUUUACUCCAUUGUUAGAGUAAUCUCAUUUUACUCCAUUAUGGAUUAGCAAAUGUAGUGGAAUUGAAGAAGAUUUCAUUACUCCAUUCUUUUGCUGUAGCUGUAAGAUUUUUGCUGUGAUUUUGUAUGUUAUAAAACUCACAGAUUUAUUAAUAAGUUUCUAAAGCACUGUUAUUUUGCUGUGGAAAUAUUAGUGUCUACAGCCAAAAGAAAAGAAAAAAAAGAAACGAAGCUGUAGGUUUCAAAAAUCAAAGCAAAGCUUGAUUGUUAAAUAUUGUGGCUGUAGAAAUAUUUUUUGCUGUCCACAGCAACCAAAGCACAAACCAAUCAACCUCAUACUAAAAACUUCAAUCCUUUGCUGAUUAUCUGGAUAAGUCGAUAAGAAUUAUCUGGAUAAACAUUUAGCUGAUUAUCCAAAAUAAUAGCACAGUGGAUUACGUCAAACAUGCCAAAAACUUCAAUCCUUUGCAAAAUUUCAACCAAAUUUAUUCUAAUACGUUUUAAUAUGAAUUAAAUGAUUAAUUAAAUGGAGUUUUAUCUUUGAGACUUUGACAAUAAACAAUAAAUGUAGUCUUAUCACUAAGUUGAUGCUAUUAAUCCUUUUUUGUUUAUAUUAACUGGAUUUUAUUAUUGAGUUAUUCUUGACCAAAUCUGAAUAGCAAUUAAGAAAACACAAGAUUUUAAAUUUAGAAUGCCCAAAAAAAUAAUUACAGGAUCUCUUUAUGUAAACAGAAACAUUGUUUAAUACUUAACACUACAAUGAAAAGUUAUAAUAUACACAAAAUAUUAUAUUUUAAAUGGAUUUAUAUUGAAAUUAGUCGAAAAUAAGGUAAAUAAUCGCUAAAAACACUCAAAUUAAAAUUAUUAAUUAUUAUAUCUAUACUUAUCCAAGUUGAUCAGCGUAUUUAUCCUUAGUCAAAUAUACGUUUCCAAGAAACUCUCAGUUAGUAACCGAAUAGAUAUUCUCAAGCCCUUAUAAAUACGUUCUCUCUAUCAAUCACUUCUCACAUCAAAAGUUUCGUCAUCUCUCUCCUUUUAUCAUUCUUUCACCGUUUUCAUUUUAGCGUUUUAACAAUGGAGUUGGAUCUUUCACCUAGACUACCGAAGAAAGUGUACGGAGGAGACGGAGGUUCAUACUUUGCAUGGUGCCCUGAAGAGCUACCCAUGCUACGUGAUGGCAACAUUGGAGCCGCUAAGCUCGCUCUCGAGAAGUAUGGCUUAGCUCUUCCUCGCUACUCUGAUUCCUCCAAGGUCGCUUACGUUCUUCAAGGAUCUGGAACAGCUGGAAUUGUUCUCCCUGAAAAGGAGGAGAAAGUGAUUGAAAUCAAGAAAGGAGAUUCCAUAGCUAUACCUUUCGGUGUAGUAACAUGGUGGUUCAACAAUGAAGACACUGAGCUAGUCAUCCUCUUCCUUGGUGAGACUCACAAGGGUCACAAGGCAGGACAGUUCACCGAGUUUUACUUAACUGGUUCAAAUGGAAUCUUCACCGGUUUCUCAACCGAGUUUGUAGGCAGAGCAUGGGAUCUCGAUGAGACCACAGUGAAGAAGCUUGUCGGGUCUCAGACAGGAAACGGGAUCGUCAAAGUUGAUGGGAGUUUGAAAAUGCCUUCACCUAGAAAAGGUGACAGGGAAGGAUUUGUGUUGAACUGCUUGGAGGCUCCUCUUGAUGUUGAUAUCAAGGAUGGAGGAAGAGUUGUCGUGUUGAACACAAAGAAUCUUCCAUUGGUUGGUGAAGUUGGUUUUGGUGCUGAUCUUGUGAGGAUCGAUGGGCAUUCCAUGUGUUCUCCUGGAUUCUCUUGUGACUCUGCUCUUCAAGUUACUUACAUCGUUGGUGGUAGCGGUCGUGUUCAGGUGGUUGGAGCUGAUGGGAAGAGAGUUCUUGAGACUCAUGUGAAAGCUGGUGCUUUGUUCAUUGUUCCUAGGUUCUUUGUUGUUUCCAAGAUUGCUGAUUCUGAUGGCUUGUCUUGGUUCUCCAUUGUGACCACUCCUGAUCCCAUUUUCACUCACUUGGCGGGGAAGACAUCUGUGUGGAAGGCAUUGUCGCCGGAGGUUCUGCAGGCGGCAUUUAAGGUUGCUCCGGAGGUGAAGAAGGCUUUCCGAUCUAAGAGGACUUCUGAUGCCAUUUUCUUCCCUCCUCCCAACUAGAUUAUGAACUAAGCUUUGGUGGUUUUAGUUUCGUUUGUGGUUUAAGGAAAGUGUGUUUUAUUUAUUUUCUGUUGGUUUCUAUGGACUAUGGUGCUCUCUUCUCCUUGUUGCGAUUUGAAUAAAUAAGAAAGGAUGAAAAACUUCUUCUAAUUGACUCUCA